UCUCUUACAUCUCAUCAAUGGCGAUGGUAGGUAUCCACCAUUUCUGACAUAGAUUCACUCACCUUUCAAGCUCAAUCACACCACCACCACCACCUGCUGCUGCUAUUUUGCUGAAAAAAACAAGCUAAAAAAUGGCGUAGUAGAUUCGAAUGGGCGGGACUUCAAAUGAUUCAUCUUCUUCUUCGUCUUCUAUGUCGCCUCUUUCAUCUCCUUCUUCGAUCGUCUAUGUCGAUUUGUACGGGAAACGACGUCAAAUUGCUAAAGUUCAGGUGCUCGAGAGAGAGAUUGGAUUGAUUCAGGAAGAGAUAAAAUCACUUGGAGAGGUAGAACUUGCAUCAAGAUGCUGCAAAGAAAUUGAUGAAUAUGUAGAGGUGACGCCGGAUCCGCUAAUAGCACUCAGAAAUCAGAUUCGUAAUCGAUCCAGAAACUUCUGGAAGAAUCUUCGGAGAAAGAUUGGUUCUAUGUUGUGUUGUUGUGGUUGUUGCAAGACAACAACAAUCUGUUGUUCAUGCCGCUCGGCGGCAGACGGUGGAUGUUGUUGCUGCUCGGGUCACCAAGAGAAAACACGUACCCCGGAACGUUGCAAUUGUCCCAGGAUUUCAUGCCACUGCAGUUGCAAACCGUCAUGUCCAAAAUGUUCGGUUUGUUGUUGUAAACCAUGCUCAUGCUUUUAAGUGUAUGAUGAAUGUAUCGAUAGCACCCAGAUACAUGUAAUGGGUUAUUAUGAGUAGGGGUUUGAACGAUUCCAGUUUGUAACUAGCUACUCGAGGUCGAGCUCAAGUCGUUCUCGAACACAAAACAAGACUCGUUUAAAUUU
Cynara cardunculus var. scolymus (artichoke) is the source of this 817-nucleotide messenger RNA. Its product is annotated as guanine nucleotide-binding protein subunit gamma 3-like. The transcript is spliced from 5 exons. The coding region runs from base 150 to 674 and encodes 174 amino acids. NCBI's taxonomy places the organism in Eukaryota, Viridiplantae, Streptophyta, Magnoliopsida, Asterales, Asteraceae. The record is from RefSeq and is a predicted model, not a curated record.